This is a messenger RNA of Belonocnema kinseyi, 525 nucleotides long. RefSeq lists its product as uncharacterized. The transcript has a single exon. The record is from RefSeq and is a predicted model, not a curated record. NCBI's taxonomy places the organism in Eukaryota, Metazoa, Arthropoda, Insecta, Hymenoptera, Cynipidae. Bases 1 to 525 code for a protein of 174 amino acids.
AUGGAAAACUGGCUCAGUAAUCACCAUCUUCAACUGGCCAAUAAGAAAACCGCGGGGCACUCCAUAGAAGCCAUAGAUGCACUGAAGUACCUUGGUAUCGAUAUUGACGCAAAACUGAACUUCGAGAUACAAAUUACGAAGACAGAUACUAAAGUCGUGAAAAUGGUUGUCAUGUUAUCGCGGCUUAUGUUGAAUGUAAGAGGCCCGAGAAGCUCAAAAAGGAGAAUUUUAAUGAGCGUAGCAAAUUUCAUUUUGCUUUACGGAGCAGAGGUGAGGGCUGAUGCCCUUAAAGUAAAAUGCCGGCGCAAUCGUCUUUUGAAGGUGCAGUAUAAGGGUGCAUUCAGAGUUUCUUGCGCAUACAGAUUGGCAAAAAAAUCUGUAAGGCAAAAGCAGAAGGAGCUGAUAGAAAUAUCGAUACUAUGGAAAGAAAUGCGACUAUUGAAAAAUGGCACAGCAAUGGAGAGAGGAAACGAGAGGCAGAUGGACUGCCAGGUUAAUAGAAGAAGUGCAACCGUGGAUCAGUAG